AACGUAUUGCUAACGUCACUUAUCUCUUUCUCAUGAUCAUGCAUAUGCGAAUCUGUCGGAUCAUCGCCCCGCCUCGAGUCACUCGCAGCUGGCUUCCAUUAUUGUUUUGAUCCCCUCGUGUGCACGGCCUUGCUCCUGCAGGCGCCUUGUGCCUUUCUCUUAUUCUCGUACCAUGACUUCGUAUCCACCACCGAUACCACCACCAAAGCGCUAUGAUCUCGUCGAGGCAUUCGAUGCCAUGGCACUCGCAGGCAAGCCAAACGAAAACAAGCGACUACAUGACCUUCCCCCUGCCGGCGAGAACCAGGCCAGUAGUUUCAUAGGGGGUUUCAGUCCGGAAAAGUUAGCAGUGAACGCGAUGCUUGACGCGACGAAGCGACCACCCAUACACAGCGGACAAUCCUCUCCACACAGCAAGGGCGCGUUACCCCCACUGCCAAAGCUGCCUACCUUCAUGACAAUGCCAUUUCCUCAGACGGGGAAACAGUCGUUGACCAUGCAGCACGCGCUCAAUACCACCAUGGCACGUGUCACUUCGCCAUCGCGUCCUCAGUCGGAUUCCCUCCUUUCCCCUGGCGCAAUGGCGCAUCCCUCUAUCUCUGCGACAGUGCGCUCGCGUCCAGUGCUCGAUAUCUCACCUGGACCGCGUUCUGCAUCUGUACCCCCUUCACCGUUAUCACCUUCGGCGAACAAGAACACCGCACAAUGCAGUGGUAUGACAAAGGCAGGGAAACAGUGCUCCCGCCAAGUCAAACUUCCCUCAACGCACUGUUAUAUUGACCCAAUGCCUGUUGUGUAUUGCCAUCAGCACCGUGACGCGAUGUUUACUGCUCAGACCGGAUUUUAUGUCAGACGGAAAGGCAAGGAAGACACAUUUGUUGAAUUUAGCAAUCAUAUACCACAAUACCUCCAGCGCGAUACCCAGUUGGCACUUAGAGUAGAAAUGGAGAAGGCUGCGUCUCCUUCAGACGUCCCCGGUUAUAUCUACACGUACGAAAUACGAGACCCGAAACGUCCCAACGUAAUCCAGCUCAAAGUUGGGCGUGCUGUAAAUCUCGCAAAACGACUAGAUCAAUGGGACAAACAGUGUGGGUCGAAGGUGCAAAUCGUCCGGGGGUGGUGGCCAGGCACAGUCGAAGAUGAUGACGACGGCACUAAUGGGAGCCUGCUCAAAGGAAACAUUAAGGCAGGAGAGCCAGGGCCACUGUGUCACCGUGUGGAGAGGUUGGUACAUAUAGAGCUUGCGGAUUUGGUGGUCCACACGCCGUAUCUGGACUCGAAGUUUCCGAAGGCAGACAAUUCAGACAUGUCCCCUUCUGGUUCGGGGUCGCCGAAAAAAGCUACGAUGAAACCCUGUCUUGAUUGUGGUGCUAUACACAGAGAAAUAUUUGCGUUUCCGCGUCCUACGAAGGGUCGCUACAAGGGGCGUGAGUGGGACCUGCUCGUGAAACCCGUCAUCGAGAAAUGGGGCAAAUUUGUAUCGGAACACUACGCUUGAGCUGUCAUAUGCGACAACAUCGCCUUUGGAGGGAGCUACCUGGGGAAGCCUUAUAUCUCCCAAUUAUUCAUACGAGCCGCAAGUCGGUCUCGGUAUCCCGGAUGGAUACAUUGUACUAACCCCAGAAUGACAUACUUCCCAGCCAAGCUUCUCCGUGUCUUCCGCUUAUUGAGAAACAUGUCAGGCGCGAUGUCCUUUUUUCUUUUUUGACUCUCGAAGGACUUUAUGAUGCCGACAGUGCGUAUCGCGUCUUUCGGUACGCGUCAGAUUUAUUUUGCCUUUACAUAUAUGUAGAAGAAACAACUGAACUGUCUUCCUUCUGUUGGUGCUGGAUUCUAUUGUUUUGUGAACUCAACGUUGAAGUAAGGGAGUUUGAUGGCGAGCAAUCAAAUCAAUAAAAAAUAAUUUGUGAGUUGCGG
Suillus paluster is the source of this 1917-nucleotide messenger RNA. RefSeq lists its product as uncharacterized. The coding region runs from base 173 to 1498 and encodes 441 amino acids. The record is from RefSeq and is a predicted model, not a curated record. The transcript has 4 exons. NCBI's taxonomy places the organism in Eukaryota, Fungi, Basidiomycota, Agaricomycetes, Boletales, Suillaceae.